Messenger RNA from Juglans microcarpa x Juglans regia, 1017 nucleotides. RefSeq lists its product as uncharacterized. The transcript has 3 exons. NCBI's taxonomy places the organism in Eukaryota, Viridiplantae, Streptophyta, Magnoliopsida, Fagales, Juglandaceae. The record is from RefSeq and is a predicted model, not a curated record. The coding region runs from base 1 to 1017 and encodes 338 amino acids.
AUGACUGUGCGCCAGUAUGCUGCAAGGUUUGGGGAGUUAUCAUGCUUCGCCGCAUACCUUGAUGAGGAGAAGAAGGCCAGGAAGUUUUUGGAAGAGUUAUUGCACAAGGCGAUGCUAGUUGAGCAAAACCUCAAGAGAGGUGUUGAAUUGCAAGAACAGAGAAAGAGAGCUACUCCACAAGGAUUCUUUAGUAUGGAUCAUGGGCCAUGGAAGAAGAGAAAUGAGGUGAGCAGCUCAAGCCAGAGACAGAUUCAGGGAAAUCAUACAACUAACCCCUAUAAGUUCUAUAACCGCGUGCAUGUUGGAGAGUGCAGAAAGGAAGUGGGGUCAUGUUUCAGAUGCAGGAAGGAUGGUCAUGUCAUUAGAGAACGUCCAUUGCUUGCGGAAAAUAACAGAAAGCCCAACCCAACUCAGAGCUUUAGGCCGAACAACCAAGGCAACAACCAGCGGAGGACUGUGCCGGACUACUUAUAUUUUUAUCUGUAUGGAUUAUAUGAUCGUAAACACAAGAAAUAUUCCCCUUUUCUCAAUAAGGCUAUUGUUUUAUUUGACUCGAGGGCUACCCACUCUUUCAUUUCAAUGGAUUAUGUCAAUUUUUGCCCCAUUGAAGCUAAAAAGAUGGAUUACAAUUUGAUGGUCUCAACCCCAGCAGGAGAUACAGUGACCUGGAACAAGAAUUUGUUCAAGUGUCCAAUAACAAUUAGCAGGAGCGAAAUGCCAGCUAACCUGAUAGUCUUUCCUAUGAUUAGGUUUGAUGUGAUAUUGGGAAUGGAUUGGUUAGCUUCCAGUUAUACCAGUAUUAACUGUUUUAAGAAGGAGGUGGUGUUCAAAUUUUCGGAGGGAGAGGAGCUUCGGUUUAUGGGUUCUAGAGUGCAUACCUUUCCGUCAGUUAUAUCUACUUUUCAGGUUUGCGAGUUAAUACGCGAUGGGUGUCAAGGGUACUUGGCCUACGUGGUGGAUGAACCAAAGCAAGAAUUGGAGUUAGAGGAGAUUCCUACUGUGAGAGAAUAUCCGUAG